AUGUCGAAACAUUCGGAUUGGAACGCACCCGACGUGGAGGCUCGGGCGAUCUCGAUCCCUGGCAACUCUAGACGCAAUCGCUUUUCUCUCCGCAAUGCAGCGUGGGCGCUUGUGGGGGCUGGUCUUGCAGCAUCUGGAUUCUAUCACUAUUCCUCUCAACACAAAACCCCACGGUCGCAUCUACAUCUUCUUCCUGAGACCGGAGGCAAUUUCGCACCUUGCCGAGGCCAUGAAGAUUCCGACCGUUUGAAAAGUUUCCAGCAGUGUGCAAUUGACAAUCUUCUGAAUACCGGUCUGCCCUUUCUGGAAAAUGCAUCGCCCAUUACCGUUGAUGAUUUCGAGGAACGCCGUCAGCGGCUGGCUGAGGCCUUGGUGGCUGAAGAUGUCGAUGCAUUUGUAGUCGAACCGGGCUACACUUUCAAGUAUUAUGGCAACGUGAGCCAACCUGAGUGGGAAGUAUGGGAGCCCGAAGAACGCCCAUUCCUGAUGGUUGUGCGCCCAUUUUAUGACCAAACAGGCAGUGUCAAGGCUAACACGACUUUUCUCUGCCCAUCAUUUGAGGCUGAGCGAGCGCGACUCCUUGGAAUGCCAUUUACCGAAGCCAUUCAAAUUGUGCCAUGGGAAGAGCACUGGGAUCCCUAUACCAUUCUCCAGGAAUCCGAUGUGUUCUCCGAUCUGACUCGCACCCCUCGGUUGAUGGUCGAUGAAGAAAUGCGAGACUUCAUCCAACGAGGACUGGCAUCAGUCGGAUUCGAUGUUGUGGGGUUGGGAGGCCACGUUGAAGAGGUUCGCCAGAUCAAGAGCGCAAGCGAGGUUGAGAUUCUCCGCGCCGUUAACACAGGAACUGUUGAAGCGGUACGCCAGAUGAGAAAAUGUCGUUGUCUAUACCCUGGUCUGACUGAGAAUCAAAUUGCUGCAGCCCUAGAUGAUGCUCUGCGGGCAGCUGGAAUGGAACCAUUCUUCGAUAUUGUACUAUUCGAUGAGAAUGCAUCGAAUCCCCAUGGGGGUACCAAUGGAACAAAGGUUCUUGAAGCCGAGACGUUUGUAUUAAUUGAUGUUGGGGCCCAUCUGUAUGGUUACUCCUCCGAUAUUUGUCGCACUUUCUUCCCCCCAUUUUUUGAGAAGCCGUCGGAGAACGAGAAGACCCUGGCCCCGCACAUCGCGGAGAAACUCAAGGUCUGGGAUAUUGUCUUUGAAGCACAGACGCAAUCAAUUCACCAGUUCCGAGAGAAUUACACUGCCGCGAGUGUGGAUAUCGCUGCGCGCAACGUGAUUGACGGAGCCGGGUAUGAGGGAACUUUUACUCAUCGCCUCGGCCACGGGAUCGGAAUCAAGGCCCAUGAAAGCCCCUAUCUCAACAAGGGAAACCACAAGACUCUUCUCAAGACCGGAAUGGCUUUCACUUCCGAGCCCGGUAUCUAUCUAGUUGACAAGUUCGGUGUCAGACAUGAGGAUAUUCUUCUUGUCCAGGGCGACAACGAGCCUGAGCUGCUGACUGGAAGCAGGGCCGUUGGACCAUGGAACCCAUGA
This is a messenger RNA of Penicillium cosmopolitanum, 1530 nucleotides long. RefSeq lists its product as uncharacterized. NCBI's taxonomy places the organism in Eukaryota, Fungi, Ascomycota, Eurotiomycetes, Eurotiales, Aspergillaceae. The transcript is spliced from 4 exons. The record is from RefSeq and is a predicted model, not a curated record. Bases 1 to 1530 code for a protein of 509 amino acids.